GGCGCCUUUAUGCUUGAGUUUUUGAUCCAACAAUUCAAGCAUAACCAACAUCAUGUUGUCAGUAGGUGGUAGAAUCCCUCUCUCUACUUCUCCAUUUUGCCAAAUGUAAAACCCGCAUUGCAUUCACAACAGAAUCUGGUUUUCUUGGGCAAAAACAUGUGGAUGCAUAUAAAUAUAAAUAAUUAUAUGUCUGAGGACAGUUUGUUUAAUUAAUAACUGCUUAAAAAUCAACAAAUGUACAUGUAAACACCAGAUUAGUGUAAUGAUUUCCAUCGCCACCAGAUGGCACUAAACACUCAAUCCAACUGGAAGAAAGGUCAAAAACAAAUCUCAUGAAUUAACGUGAGAUUUAAAUUGGUUUCAGUUCGGUUUAAACACAAAGUAUUGCUCAGUAUUACAUGGAUACCCCCCUGACAAGGCCUCAAGCUGCAAUUAUUAUAAACAAACCACAUAAAAGGAAAAAAAUAUAUGUUUAAAACAAGCAAUCUCUACUGCAGAGUGACAAAACAAUUUCUAACCUUUGAACUGAAAAUCUUUGGAACAUAAAGUAUUGAAGCAGUAUAGCAUUGGAUCUCUUCAAAAACAAAGAAGAAACUCCUUACUGUGUUUAUUUUUUUGUUUUUUUGAGAACCUUUUUUGCCCUAAUGAAAUAAUGUUCCUGUAAUUUUUUUGUAUUAGAAUAACUUCAUUUCUAACUAUGAACUGCAUUCUUUUCAACUUCCUUGUCAUUUCAUAUCCAGACCUCAUUCAUUAUAAAAAAACAGGGAAUUGAAACUGAGAUAACAAGACUCUCCAGAUAGGUGUGGACAGGAUGUUGUAGGUUUUUUUUUUGUUUGUUUGGUUUUUUUUUUACAUGCACAGAUAACUCUGCCUACAACUAGGCAGGGCUUCAAAAAGGAAGUUAUUUACGGCAGGUUUCCUUUCGGUUUAUUUUCAUCUGUGAGCAGGUGAAGGGCUGAGAUCACUUGUUUCUGGAAGACAAAAUGAACAAAACCAGUUGUCGUCCACCAGAUAAGAAAUUAUUUGAACAUACAAUACUGCCUAUUCUUCACAUCUUGGUGUUUAUUGUUGGACUGAUUGCUAAUGGAUGGGGAUUGAACUCUUUGAGGCGCAGCUGGAGGAAACUGGGAAAUAUCAACAUCUUUGUCCUAAACCUUGGACUAGCAGACAUUUUGUAUCUGCUCACUCUCCCCUUUCUGAUCGUGUACCACAUUAAAGGAAACAAAUGGAUCUUUGGAGAAGGAUUCUGCUUGGUAACAAGAUUCUGCUUCAACCUGAAUCUGUACUGCAGCAUCGGGUUCCUCACCUGUAUAAGUGUGUACAGGUACCUGUCCAUCGUCCAUCCCAUGAGAACGAUGGGGAGAUUAACUACGACUCACUCUGUGGUUAUUUCCCUCAUUGUUUGGAUUCUAGUGGGUGCGCAAAGUUUUCCAGACAUGUUCUACCCAAAAACAUUUGGACGAAAAAAAUGUUUUGACAGUACCUCAAAUGAACAUAUGAAGAGUUACCUGAAUUACUCCAUCAUAUGGACGUCAUUUGGAUUUUGCAUCCCAUUCCUUAUCACCAUUUGGAGCUACGGACACGUGACUCUGGUUGUCUGCCGCUCAAAAACGAUUGACAAGGACCUGAAACGACGGAGCUUGAAGCUGUUGGUAAUUUUGAUUCUUCUCUUCUUGCUUUGUUAUGCACCCUACCAUGUCUUCAAGAACCUCAGCAUGUAUUCCAGAGUUCUGAUUAAUCAGGGAAUUUGCCCUGAUUGGGAUUCUAGAAUCUUUAUAAUGCGUCAGGCAAGUCGUGGUCUUGUCAGCCUGAACAGCGCUCUCAACCCGCUGGUUUACCUCCACGUUUAUGAAGACAUGGGGGCUCACCUCAGGGAGCAGCUGCAGGGAGGUCAACAGAUGUUCAGUCGAUUGUUUAAGUCAAAUUCCAGCUCUGUGCGGGUUGCACCGAGUGAACCAGAUGAAGUGUGAUAUUUAUCUGUUUUAUUCAAUAUAGUAAUUGAUAUUUUGUACAUUUCUGUAAAGAUUUUUAUGCUUUGAUUUAUUUUUUCUUAUGUUGUCAGAUGCAAAGAAUGAAAGUAAUAGAUUUGAAAUGAAGUCAAAUUGGUUUCAGUGUUUUACUAGAAUAUUAAUUGAAUAAUAAUGAGAAUCCUAUUAUUUUACAAUAAUAAAACCUUGUACAAUGUAUAAACAGCACGGUUUCAGUUGCUAUACAUCAGGGGUCUCAAACUCCAGUCCUCGAGGGCCGCAGUCCUGCAACU
This is a messenger RNA of Gambusia affinis (western mosquitofish), 2260 nucleotides long. Its product is annotated as P2Y purinoceptor 1-like. Gene Ontology annotation, cellular component: membrane. Gene Ontology annotation, molecular function: neuropeptide receptor activity. The record is from RefSeq and is a predicted model, not a curated record. Gene Ontology annotation, biological process: G protein-coupled receptor signaling pathway. NCBI's taxonomy places the organism in Eukaryota, Metazoa, Chordata, Actinopteri, Cyprinodontiformes, Poeciliidae. The transcript has a single exon. Bases 984 to 1970 code for a protein of 328 amino acids.